AUGUCGACCCCAACCCAAACCAGCCAGCCGUCACCCAACACCUCACCCCUCAAAACCGAAGUCGAAAACCCAAAUAACCCCCUCUCGACCCUCUGGUCCACAUCAUCCAUCGCGCAAGAGUAUCUCCGCACAGAGCGCAUCACGCGCCCCUAUGCCGACGUACUGGUGCAAAAAGCCGGUUUGGCAGACCUUAUAGAGGGCAACGCACGAGAGGAAACCGGAGAGGAAAAGGGGGAGGUGAGACUCUGGGAUUUUGCGUGCGGGACGGGAGCUGUUGUGGCUUGUUUGUACGACAAGUUGCGGCAGGGAAGAGAGGAGGUGGUGAGAGGGAAGAUCAAGGUUCUGGCUGCGGAUGUGAGUCCCGAGAUGGUGGCGUAUACGCGGGAAAGGGGGGAGAGGGAGGGGUGGAAGGAGGUGUUGGGGUUGGAGACGCGUCUGGUGGAUGUGACUAACAUCCCCCCCAACCUCCCCUACAACCCCCCAACGCACCUAACCCUCUCCUUCGCCCUCAUGGCCCUCCCCACCCUUACCCUCUCCUCCCUCCAUACCCAGCUCGCCCCCUCCGGAACCCUAGCCCUGACAACCUGGUCCUCCAUAUCCUGGUACACGUACCUCCUCUCCGCAGCCCAGCUUGUGCUCCCACCAGACCUCUUUUCCGCCACGCCCUCGGAGCUGGGAUUCAUCAACAUCGCGUUUCCGGAUCGGAAGUUGCAUCUGCCGGAAACGACGGAGAGGGAGCUUAGGGGCGCCGGGUUUGCGGAUGUGAGUGUUGAGGUAGUGGAGAUUGAGCAUGAGUGGGUUGAUGCGCGGGAUUUUGUUAGGGCGAUGGAGUUGCCGAUUAGGGCUGUGAGUGGUAAGUGGGGGGAAGGGGAGGAGAGGAGCAUCUGGAGUGGGAAGGUUAAAGGAGCGUUGGUAGAGGUGGUUGAGGGGUUGUUUGGCAAAGGGCAGAAGGUGAGAUUCGGUAUGGGGGCUAUAGUGGGUGUGGGAAGGAAGGGAAAUUGA
Molecule: messenger RNA, 1002 nt
Organism: Westerdykella ornata
Lineage: Eukaryota; Fungi; Ascomycota; Dothideomycetes; Pleosporales; Sporormiaceae
Exons: 2
Coding region: 1-1002 (333 amino acids)
Source: RefSeq, a predicted model, not a curated record